CCGUUUUCGAACUACUGGUACCUGUUCUACGUAUCGCUAAAGCCCAUCUUACCCCGGGCAUGCCGGGUACUCGUUUACAGAGCGCUGUGAGGUCUUGGUCUUGGUGAACGGCGCUGCCAAUUAGUAUUCACCCUGGAUUUUACCACACAAUCCAGGCGCCAGUUGUGCACGUGGAUGAAUACUCACCUCAUGAUGUUCCAGCCUCUCCGGCGGGGUGCCCUCGUUUCUGCUUAUCGCAGUUCUUGCUACCGUAGGGCAUUCUUUUCUCUUCCAAAUAUAUCACCCGAUAGUCCAGAGACGCAGAUAUACCAUGAGCGUAAAAUUCUUCCGUUUACCGGUCGAGCGACUUGUAUCAAAUUCGUCGCUGACGUCGAAUCCUAUCCCAAUUUCUUGCCCUACUGCACUGGUUCGAGGGUGUCCAACCGCAGUGAACGUGAAGAUGGAGUGAUACUCAUGCACGCGGAACUCACUAUCGCCUUCCUGACCUUCCGAGAAAGCUACGUGAGCUCCGUAACAUGCAAACCUUACGAAUCAGUUCAGGCAAUAGCAUCUUCGUCUACGUUAUUUAAGACGCUUAAUUCGGUUUGGAGGUUUCAACCCGUGUCUCCAAACUCUCCGCAUCCGUCCAAGACUCCGCUCAGUCAUACUGCUGGAACGUCACCCGACGACGGUCCUACGUUGGUCACUUUGGAUAUUGAGUAUGCGUUUGCGAAUCCUAUGCAUGCUGUUGUGUCCGCCAAGGUUUUCGGUCAAGUAUCUCAAUUAUUGGUCAAAUCGUUUGAAGCACGGUGCUUAGCAGUUUACGGGCCUGGAUGCAGAUGACGUGGUCAACGUUUCAUCUCACGAAACCCAUCCAUCGACGGCAGGGAACUUGAUAGACCAUUUGUUGAAGUGUGGAUAUGCGGAGCUAAUAUUAAUGACAUGGUGCAAAGUGGAAAGGACAGGU
Pisolithus orientalis is the source of this 946-nucleotide messenger RNA. RefSeq names its product dehydrase and lipid transport-domain-containing protein. The transcript has 3 exons. Gene Ontology annotation, molecular function: ubiquinone binding. Bases 175 to 822 code for a protein of 215 amino acids. The record is from RefSeq and is a predicted model, not a curated record. Gene Ontology annotation, cellular component: mitochondrion. Lineage: Eukaryota; Fungi; Basidiomycota; Agaricomycetes; Boletales; Pisolithaceae. Gene Ontology annotation, biological process: ubiquinone biosynthetic process; cellular respiration.